This is a messenger RNA of Glossina fuscipes, 2642 nucleotides long. RefSeq lists its product as uncharacterized. The record is from RefSeq and is a predicted model, not a curated record. Bases 824 to 2059 code for a protein of 411 amino acids. NCBI's taxonomy places the organism in Eukaryota, Metazoa, Arthropoda, Insecta, Diptera, Glossinidae. The transcript is spliced from 9 exons.
AAGUCCAAAAUUUAUAAAUAAGCGAAGUUUAAAAUGUUUCAAAAAUGGUUAAAAAUCAAAUAACCAAGAAAACAUUGCAGAUGCCUUGGAUAAUCACCAGCUAGUGUUGAACAUAUAUUGUGCAUUCUUCUAUCUACAGAAUAUAUAUUUACUUUUUUUAUGAACAUCAUUGCGUAUGAAUAAUAUGUGAACAAAUGAAUAUGACUGAGGUCUUUGUUAAUUAAAAGCGUAACCUUCUCUAAAGGGGAAAAGCUUUGCUUUUUACUUAUAUACGCAUACGACAGUUUAUACACACGCAUAUACACACACAUAUACUGAACAACAAUAAAUGAAGAUCUAAGUGGAAAUGUGAGCUUCAAAACGACAACUGGAAGUCUUUUUAUGUGUUUUCAAAUAGUUUUUUUUAAGAAAAAUUGUAUAACAAUUUAUUGUUGUUGUAGAAGAAAUGCAAAACUUUAAUAUGCCGGAAAAUACUUUGUAAUUAAAAAUAUAAAUACGCACAUAUAUAUGUUGCUAGAAUCUCUUAAAGUACUCUCGCAGCUUCUAGCGAAAAUACAUUACGUGAUCGAAAAAAAAGUUAAAAAAUUAAUUUAAUUAAAUCACUUUAAAAAAUUUCCAUUCAAAUUGAAAAAGGACUAAUAAAAGCAUGAAGAGCAUUUGAUUAUGGAUUAACACAACGUAAUUUAAUGCACGAAUUCAACCUUUUGUACAACAUAAUUCCUUUACCACAAGCAUACUGUUGGAAAAAAUGUAAUUAAAAUUUUUACUAUCAAGCCGUUUAGAACAAAACCACCUGACGAAGCUAAACAGUAUCCAAAAAGUCAUGUAUUUAAUUUCUCUAAUUAAAGCGUUUUUAAUAGUUUUAAUAUGCCUGAGUUUGGUCGUAUUCGCUAAUGCUCUACGCGAUGUGCGUGUUCAAGUUCCAGCAGCUGUACGAAGAGGAGAAAAGGCUAUAUUGAAAUGCCUUUACGACUUAGAAGGCGAUAAUCUGUACUCGGUUAAAUGGUACAAAGGAAGACGAGAAUUCUAUAGUUAUACACCUAAGGAAACGCCAGCAAUGAAAGUUUUUCAAUUUUCUGGUGUUAAAGUCGAGCGUUCUUCCUCCAACGAAAGCCAACUAGUGUUAGAUACCGUUAAUGCUGCUACAACGGGGAAAUAUAGUUGUGAAGUCUCUGCGGAUGCUCCCUCAUUUCAUACAUUAAUUUCGGCUGGUGAUUUGGAAGUUGUUGUAGUACCCGGCAAAGAGCCCAUCAUAACAGGUAUUAAGUCACGUUACCACGUCGGCGAUAUAAUACGCGGCAAUUGUACAUCAGCUCAUUCCAGACCGGCUGCAAACAUAACAUGGACAAUAAAUGGUUAUGAGACCAAUCCAUCUUACGUGCGUCAACAUAAACCCAUUAAGGAUUUGCGUGAUUUAGAAACUGUAAUAUCCGGUAUACACUUCGUUGUAACGCCACAGCAUUUUAUACGCGGCAAACUAAAAAUACGUUGCACCGCCCAUAUCCACGAUGUUUACUGGAAGUCCACGGAAAAGUCAAUCGAAGAAGACCGCCAAGUGGCUCGACCCAAUGAAGUAAAUUUAAUUAAUUCCUUUUCGGAUGAUUAUUUCGAUUUAGAAGAUGAGGACGAUAAUGAAAAUGACGAUGUACGAGAUCGAUCGGCCCAUAUAACCCACAUAAAGGGUGAUAUGUCUUCUUUAAAUGCCAAUGGCUCAACGGCCGCACACUUCGCUACAUGCUUGCGCCUGUGGCCGCAUUUAACAACACUACCAUUUCUAUGGUACGCUUUGCAAGAAAUUCUACAAUUGUUGCGACAAUUGUUUGGACAACAACAAAUAACAAAUGCAAAAAUAGACAAUGGGUUAAAUAGAAAAGUAAAUAAACACAGCAAACAUAACAUUCACUACCAGCAACAAAAACAGCAAGUAGAACAACAUAUAAGUAGAACAACAGCAAAAGCAACAGCAGCCAACAGUCAAGCCACACUUUCGUAUUUAUUGAAAUGGUUGCAAAGAAAACAAAAACAUUCACAAGCAAAUAACAACAAAAAGGAGAACUGACAGUAAACGUUAUGGAUUUUAGGCUAAUAAAGCAAAAAUAUAACAUCAAAAACAAAAACAACAGCAAUACACAACAAAACCAAUUGAAAUAUUAUUUAGCAAAGACUAAAAAGAAUUCUUUUUUUUAACAUUCUUUAUGCUUAAGGGCAAUAGUAAAUUAUGCUACAAUCCUUAGAGACGAGAGUUCAAGAAGAAAAAAAUUAAGAAAAAAAAAAAACAAAAAUGUUAUAUUCAUUCAAGUCUUUUCGGAUAUUCUUUACAUCCAGUGCACAGCGAAUAAAAGGAAUUUCUAUGAAAUAUUAUUAUAGAUGUGAAAAAAGAUAACACUGACAACUUUUAGACGAGGGUUGAAAUAGAAAUUCUUGACACUUUACUCUAGAAAUUUAUUGUAACAGCUUAGCAUUUCACAAUGAAUUAUAAAAGGUGUGCAAACACAUGCAUAUUAAUUUAUGUAUGCAACUAUGUAUGCACGAUAUGCUUGUAAUUUACAACCAUUGCAAACUGACAAAAUAUAAUAUUUUGUUUUAAGGAAUAAAAGUAGAUGAGCAAAACGAUAUCAAUCUCUUUCUCUCUCUCUUUCUCA